AAUUUCCAGGCUGAAUACACCAAAGCGGAUCCUGGUCCGGGAACAGGAACCCCUGUCUGACCCGUCUUUCCAGGUGGUCUCAGUUCGUUUCCAAUCGGACCGAGGUCCGCUUCGCUCCAGUUUCAUCAGUCUGAAUAGGCUCCGUGCUCGGAGCGGAACAGCUGGACCAAAAUGGGCAUUAUGGGAUGUAAACAGAGUAGUGGAGUAACAAUGAGACUCAAAUUAUUGAAAAAUGAUCAGAUGAAUGAACCAAAGUCAAAAGUGUUGAACCUGACGUUGAUCCAGACGUUCAAAACUGAUCUGUGAAAUAUACAGUUUCAAGGACAAGGACUGCUAAGCGGAGGACUUCUAUAAUUUCUGCCUCUAGUUGCUCUGGUCGCUUGAAGGCAGUCUGAAUACAGAGCAAACACAAGGUUCAGGGCUCGAUCCGGACCAAAUUAAGGACCAAAUAAUAUUCCCAGUCUGAAUGCACCCUAAAACUGAUCACAGUCAGAAGACAUCGGAUGUUGACCUGAAUUAAACCUACAGUCUGGCCUGUUAGCUGAAAUGCGGCUUCCGGAGAGGAAAUUCUGCUGAAGAACAGCAGAACAGCAGUGAAAUUAUGAGAAAACAGUUUUAAAUCUUCUUGUAAAACUGUUUGUGUCUGAAGCCUCUAUGUGUGUGAAAUCCGAGGGAUGUGUGAAGGGCUUUUAUUAUCACCAUCAUCCUAAGUCUGUGGUGAUUCCAAAAAAUCAAGGAACCGUUGUUUUCUGAACAGUUGGGGCCGCGCCUGUUCCCCUGUGGCCCCCCCACACCCUGCAGCCGGAUCCCUCAGAAUCAGACGCUGCUCUGAUCUCAGCCUUCUCCAUCAUCUGCGUCAGAGCAGCAGCUGAUGAGGAGCCACGAAUGUUCUCCUCAUCCCGCAGCAUCCACUCUGGAGCGCGCCUCGUGCGUGGGGUGCGCGCGCCUCUCAUUGUUAGCUGCUCCUCCCUCUCGGAGGUGACCCCCGCCCCCAUUGUGAUGACGGACCGUACCAACGUUCGUGUUUUCUUGGGGGGGGGGAUAUCGAUCAGGAAAUUUGUCCGGGUCCGUGGGUCCGCAGCACACGUCUCCCCGCUCGCAGACUCAUAACGGAACUGUGCGCACGCGCGCGCGGUUGAUAAAGGAGGACAAAAGGUGCGCCGUUGGGCGGGGCUUCAUCACAGUUUGGACCCGGAGCCGCGGCCGUUUGUGUGAAGAUGUGGCUGCAGCUCGCGUGGAGCCUCGUGCUCGCCUCGUCCGCCGCAUCCUCAGCAUCCCGGAGGUGUGAGGACAGCUUGGCCACCCCCCUGCCGUACAGCUCCUUCAGCAGCUCAUCCGUCUAUGGUCGCGGAUACGGAGCCGGUUAUGCCAAGUUGAACAGGAAGCAGGGUGCUGGAGGUUGGUCACCCUUGGACACAGACCGGUACCAGUGGUUGCAGGUUGACCUGGGGUCCAGGAAACAGGUCGUUGCCAUAGCAACGCAGGGCCGCUACAGCAGCUCUGACUGGACCAGCAAGUACCGGCUGCUGUACAGCGACGCACAGAGGAACUGGAGGCCGUACUUACAGGAUGGCAACAUUUGGACAUUUGAGGGGAACAGGAACAGUGAGGACGUGGUUCGCCAGGAACUCCAACAUGCCAUCCUGACACGCUACAUCCGCUUCAUCCCACUGGAGUGGAACAAAGAUGGCCGCAUUGGCGUUCGACUGGAGCUCUACGGCUGCUCGUACUGGGCCGAUGUAAUCAGUUUUGAUGGGACCGGCAUCAUCUCUUAUCGCUUCAGGAGUAAGAAGAUGAAGAUCGUGAAAGAUGUCAUCACUCUGAAGUUCAGGACCACGGUCAGAGACGGUGUGCUGCUCCAUGGGGAGGGUCAGCAGGGGGACUACAUUUCUCUGGAGCUCAGCAGGGCCAGACUGCUGCUCAGCAUCAACUUAGGCAGCAGUGAGUACGGCUCCAUCCAGGGCCACACCACCGUAGCCAGCGGGAGCUUACUGGACGACGACCACUGGCACUCUGUGGUCAUAGAGCGUUACCGCAGGAACAUCAACUUCACUUUGGAUCACCACACCAAGCAUUUCCGGACAAAUGGCGAGUUUGACCAUCUGGACCUUGACUAUGAGUUGAGCUUUGGAGGACUUCCUGCAUCUGCAAAGCUAAGUUCAGGAGGGAAGGAGAACUUUCUGGGCUGCAUGGAGGGAAUCACGUACAACGGAGAGAACAUCACCAGCAUGGUGCGCAGGAAGAAGGUCGACACCAGCAGCUUUCGGAACCUGACCUUCUCCUGCGUUGAGUCCAGCUCCUCGCCCGUCUUCUUCAACUCCACCUCCUUCCUGCAGCUGCCGGGUCAGAGUAACGGGGACACUCUGUCGGUGAGUCUGUCUUUUCGGACGUGGAACCCCAGCGGGCUCUUGAUGUUUACAGAGCUGGCUGACGGAUGGGUGGAGCUGGGCCUGGUGGAGGGCAAAGUCACAGUCUACAUGAAUGUGACCCAGAAGAAGAACACGCGCAUUGAGAUCUCGUCAGGUUCCAGUCUGAAUGAUGGCCAGUGGCAUAGUGUCCAUUUAAAUGCCCUGGAAAACCACGCCAUGCUGACAGUAGAUGGAGACGAGGCGUCCACAGUCAGGACAGCAAUCCCCAUCCAGGUCCAAACGGGAGGAAUCUACUUCUUUGGGGGUGGCUCCUUCCUUGCUGCCAGCAGUCGAUCGCUCCAGCGUUCCUUCCAGGGCUGCAUGCAGAUGAUCCACAUCGAUGACCAUCUGGUGGACCUCAGGGCCGUGGAGCAGGGUCUCAUUGGAACCUUUGAAAACGUCACCCUGGACAUGUGUGCCAUCAUCGACAGGUGUGUUCCCAACCACUGCGAGCACGGGGGCGAGUGUUCCCAGACGUGGGACACAUUUAGCUGCAACUGCAGUGGGACCGGCUACACCGGAGCCACCUGCCAUUCCUCUCUGUACCAGCAGUCCUGCGAGGAGUACGAGCUCCAGGGUCAGAGUUCAGGAACCUACUGGAUCGAUCCAGAUGGAAGUGGACCUAUCGCCCCCUUCAGGGUCCACUGUGACAUGACAGAGGAAACGGUUUGGACCACAUUGAGGAACAACCUGUCCCCUCAGACGCCCGUCUCCAGUCAUGACCAGUACGGCAAAGCGGUUCUGCAGAUUACGUACAACGCCACAGAUGAGCAGUUGUGGUCGGUUACCAGUCGAGCAGAAAGCUGUGAGCAGUUUGUAGCUUACGCCUGCCGGAUGUCCCGUCUGCUCAACAGUCCAGACGGCGUUCCCUUCACCUGGUGGGUUGGACGAGCCAAUGAGAAGCACUUCUACUGGGGCGGUUCAGGACCUGGGAUACAGAAGUGUGCCUGCGGUAUUGAGAACAACUGCACGGAUCCUGGUCGCUUCUGCAACUGUGACGCCGAGCUGCGGGCCUGGAAGGAGGAUGCAGGCCUGCUGCUCUACAAAGACCACCUUCCCGUGAGUCAGGUUGUAGUCGGGGAUACGAGCAAAUCUGGAUCUGAGGCUAAACUGACAGUUGGACCUUUGAAAUGCCGUGGAGACCGGAGCUACUGGAACGCCGCGUCCUUCAUCAGCCCAGCAUCCUCGGUCCACUUCCAGUCCUUUCCAGGAGAAACCAGCACUGACAUCUCCUUCUACUUUAAGACGUCUUCCCCUCACGGAGUCUUUCUAGAGAGCGUGGGGAGCAGCAGCCGGCUUCACAUCCAAAUCAGAGGAGGCUCAGUGGUCCUGCUGACUCUGGAGGUGGGCGGAGACUUGGUGCAGCUCAGCGUGCACUCACCUCGCCCGCUCAACGAUGACAAGUGGCACCGCGUGCAGGUGGAGAAGAACAUCAAGGAGGCCGUCCUGCUGCUGGACGGACAGCACAGAGAGGUCAGAGCCGCCCGAACACAGGCUCACGCGAAGCUGGAGCUCUACACAGACCUGUUCCUGGGGGCGUCGAGCGGUCAGCGGAGUUUCCUGGGGUGCAUGCGAGCUCUCAAGAUUAACGGCGUGAUCUUUGACCUGGAGAGGCGGGCGGCUGAGACUCCGGGGCUCAGUCCAGGCUGUCAGGGCCACUGCAGCAGAUACGAGAUGCACUGCAGGAAUGGAGGGAAGUGCGUGGAGCAGUACAAUGGAUACUCCUGCGACUGCUCUCUCACUGCAUAUGACGGGCCAUUCUGCACAGACGAUGUGGGGGGUUACUUUGAGACCGGAACUCUGGUGCGUUAUGACUUUCUGCCCGACAUGGGGGCCCCUGUGCCGGACGAGAUGAAAGGCUCCCCAGGUUGGGGUCUUUCUGGUGAAGUUAACCUCACCCGAGAGGAGCUGGUUUUCAGCUUCAGCACUCACAGCGCCCCCAGCAUCCUGGUCUACAUCAGUUCCCGGACCCAGGACUCUCUGGCUGUGGUGCUCAGACAGAACGGCACUCUUCAGAUCCGCUACAGUCUUGGGGGGCUAAUGGAGCCGUUCACCAUCGACAUUGAUCGGCGUAACAUGGCCAACGGUCAGCCGCACUCCGUCAACAUCACUCGCAGCUUCAGGGAGAUUCGACUGCAGCUCGACCACUACCCGCUGUCCACCUACACGCUGCCUGAGACGUCUGAUGUCCGCUUCAACUUGGUCAAAAGCAUUUUCCUGGGAAAAGUCUUUGAAACAGGACAGAUCGACCCCGUCCUCAUCGAGCGUUACAACACGCCGGGCUUUGUGGGCUGCCUGUCCAGAGUCCAGUUCAACAGCGUGGCGCCGCUCAAAGCUGCCCUGCGCUCAGGCAUGACGGCGCCCGUCAGCACUCACGGAAUACUGGUCCCAUCUAACUGUGGAGCCUCACCCUUAACUAUUCCACCAAUGAGCUCCGCCCACGACCCCUGGCACUCUGAAACUGCCGGAUCUGUGUUCCCCUUCAAAGAGGAAAAGACGCGUGCUGAUGGCGUGGAUCGAAACUCGGCCAUCAUUGGAGGCAUCAUCUCUGUGGUGAUCUUCAGCGUUCUGUGCAUCCUGGUGUUCGUGGUCCGUCACACGUUCCGUCACAAAGGCUCGUACCACACCAAUGAGGCCAAGGGAGCCGAGUCGGCAGAUUGCGCCGACGCGGCCAUCAUCGUCAACGACCCGGCCUUCACCGAAACCAUCGAUGAGAGCAAGAGGGAGUGGUUCAUCUGACGGGAACAGCGAGGUCGGGUCUGCAGGUGGGGGGGUUGAGGAGGGAGCGCCUGCAGAAGCUGGAGGACAGUUUCUUUUCAGACUUUGAGGACGCCGGUGUGUUCACGGUGUCGAAGCACAAGGCGCAGCGCUGCCUGGUCUGGCUGUGCGGCGGCGUGGGCGGGUUUACGGGAACUCUGCUUCAGGUUGAUGCUGACACUGACGGCCUUCACAGCACAGUGCCAUACUUCACAGGCCUUAGUCCAGUGAGCGCUCUGCAGCUCACGCCCUAGCUUUGAUUUCAUUUAUUUAUGCAUUUAUUUAUUUAUUCCAAACAAUCUUCAAAAAGUUUAUUUCAUGUAUUUAUUUUGAUACUUCAAUACCUUUCUCCUUUGUAAAAUAUGCGAGUGAUCCUUAGAAAACGAAGCACUGAUAACAAUGAUGGUAUGAAUUACGGAUGCAUUACUUCCAGUGAACCAUUAUUGAACUGUAGCAGUGUGCAUACGUUAGAUUUUUAUAGCACAUCUUUAGCCUUAGUUCACAUUUCUGACAGUACGUCUAGCUUAUAGCCUGAAAGAUGCCUGACUUUUUUGAAACGUGCCGCCAUGACUUUGCAUCAUGUGGAUGUGAGAUGUGUUACUCCAUCGCACCAUUCUCAGGAAGAGGGAGUCUAGUUAGUUUGCAGCUGAAAGCGUGGACCCAGCUGAUGACAUGAAGACACACCGACACAUCCAUGAAACGAUGAACCGCUCAACAGGACACCAUCCGUCAGAGCGCGUGCUUCCUGUCUUUCUAGGAGCUCUAUCAUGAGAACAGGCAGCGAAGCUAGCAUCUGGAAGGGUAAAAAGUGUGAUCUGAAACUCUUCCUCUGUUCAUGUUUCAGCUGAUCGGGAAUACAGAAGUCCACCUUUAGGUUCAGCAUCUGGACUGACUGUGGGUUCUGUAGCAUUAUUGUUUGUUAUUCUCGCUGUUUCUGCUCUAAAAACAAAAUAUGACCGUCGCCUUGGCAACCACCUCUGACAUGGUCUCUGGGAACAAAUGCAUGGAUGCUGUCAUGAAGCAGAUGUGUUUUAACUGCAGAAAAAUGAAUCCACAGUGAAGAAGAAUCUUUAGAUGUUGCUGCAUAACCAACCCUCUACUUGGAUCUGAUUUUGUGAUUCUAGAAACAUUUGGGUCUGUCAGGAAUCUCACUAAAGCAAAUUUAUAGUUUUGUUGAUUAAAAAAAACAAGGUUUAGUCCAAAACAGCCCACAUCUGCAAUCGUCUAAGCUUGACCACUGAUUGAGGGUGAAUGAUGCCUCCUAUCUACCCAAAUCUGGAUCUCCUCCUGGACUUCUGGCCAUCAGAUCAUCCAAACCACUCUGACAUGUUGGCCAUGAGUUCCGUCAUGUCUGCCUCAUUCCUUUCAGGUGAAACCACACGCUUUUGUCAAGUCUCUUUGAGAAUGUCUUCAUUUUCUGUUGAAGUGUCUUUUAUGCUGACAUGGAGCUGAACAAACAGGAAGAGAUUGCUGAGUCAUCAUCUAAGCCUGCUGUAACACAUUUAGACUCCAUAUAAGAGCCGUUCCUGCUGGAACCACCGUCAUGUUCUCCAAGCGGCUCAGCACACACACAUUCCCUGCAUUUCUAAAGCUUUUGGCCUGAAAACUGAGCACCCAGGUGAGACCACAACAGGAUCUCAGAGCCAGGCUUUUCCUGGCUGGGGAGUUUCAGUUUGGGAACGGCACCUUGGCCUGAUGACAGGUUGUGGUUUCACUUCAUCCUGCUGCUGAAGACGCUGGAUGGAAGGCCUCAGCAAUGCAGGUGAAGCUGGUGCCAGGUGUGGUCAUUGCAGGCGAGUGUUGGUUCAAACCCCUCAACUAUAGCUUACUGCCUGACAUUUGAUUGUACUGCAUUUGUAUAGCAUGCUGUUUGACACUGAAUGACACCACGCUUUGAUGAGCCCCUGUAGAAUCACAGUUUGUGUCUGUUCUAACGAUGAGUUCUCAUCCUGUGUGUUUUUUUUCUUCUUGCUAUGUAGAAAAACUCUUGAUUCUUUAUUGAAAGAGAAGUAAAAUAGAGUAUGAAUCUCA
Molecule: messenger RNA, 7196 nt
Organism: Oryzias latipes (Japanese medaka)
Lineage: Eukaryota; Metazoa; Chordata; Actinopteri; Beloniformes; Adrianichthyidae
Gene: cntnap2b
Product: contactin associated protein 2b
Source: RefSeq, a predicted model, not a curated record